CUGUGUAUGCAGUAUCCGCUUCAACAAGAAGUAAAGUUCUAGUUAAAGAUGUUAAGUUUAUGCCCCGCAAUAUCAACAUGACUCGGAAACUAUCAAUCACAGUCCGGUGCAGUCGGAAACCUGGCCUCGCCCACAGCGGUAGUUAAACCUCUAGCAUUUACUAACGUCGUUGUCAAAUGGACAGAAGCAUAAUUAGAUUUAGCCACUGCGAUAAAUACAUAUAUUGCUUUUCUUUUCACAACAACGUCAGUGGCGAUUCGGCUGGAAGAUCGCCUUCGCCGCAUUGUCCUCUUUGCCACAGUUAUUUGCGGUUUGGUCUGUUGGACGCUCCUGUCAGCAUUCGAACCCCUUUUGAUAAUGGACAUGCGGUUCCGUACGCGCUUACUAUUGGGUCCAUGCACGGACCAUUAUAUAUCAGACAAACGCAAGACUGCCAGUGCGUUCUCUUGCGGUUCAUAAUCAAACAAUUGAAUAUGAAAACAAGCGAGCGGGACAACUCGGAGCUGCAUGUGGGAAUAACAAAUUCUAAAGGCGUGGUCUAUAACUACACCAUGAGAGGCAUCAGAAGAGAUGAGACAGGAUGGGAGCGGUGUGUAGCUGUGCGGCUGGUCCAGCCAGGUGCUGCCAAUACCAUGAACCUGUGGGACCGAGAGCUGGAGCGCUUUGCCUUGUCAGACAUGUGGGCGCCUGAGAGAUUUCACGAAGAGAGGGAGUUCGGCACUUGUUGCUAUGCUUUUGCUCUUGGCUUCAUAAACCAAGUCAGGGCUGCUGGAGGCAAACGAUGUCUAACCAGAGAUGAAUUCACGGCCACACACAUCCUUCCUAGAAUGAAGACGACCUCCACGUACGUUCAGAUCUACAGAGAGGUGCUUGAGCGUGACUUCUACAUGAUAGACAAACCCAGAGAUGGAACAGGCUAAAAGGGAACAUUUAUCAGCAGUUAGCAAGGAAGAAAAAUGGCAGUGAUAAACAUUUGUAAUGGACGUUAAGCAGGCCAGCGGCAUAUUCUGGUAUGUACGGGCGUGCUACACAGAGCAGAAGUAUUAUUUAUGUGCUAUCAAACUCUAAAUCAAUCGAUUAAUUGUAUUGUAUUUAUAAUCCAGACUCACAUUUUGCCCCAUUCCCACUUCUGUUUAAUUUACGAUACACACUGCUGGAUUGUGCGUGCUCAUUAUUAUGGAUGAAGCUCGCUAGUGUAAAUGAUAGCUAGUGAAGAGGUCAGCAGGCCUGUGAUGUCAUGCAGGAUCAUGGCAUGUGGGGAACAGUGGUUUUGAAUUUCUCAAUGUGUUAUACUUUUACCAUAAGAGCCUGUCUGUAUUAGUGGACAUUUAUGCUUCCUAUGUUAGAAACAUUUUAGGUAUCCAGAUUUUUGUUCCAUUAUGUAUAUUAAAAACUGGAUAUAACACAUAUUAUGCAUAAUAAAUCUGUUUUGGUGUUUUCUAA
Messenger RNA from Brienomyrus brachyistius, 1443 nucleotides. It is a transcript of the gene mkrn2os.1, whose product is annotated as MKRN2 opposite strand, tandem duplicate 1. Lineage: Eukaryota; Metazoa; Chordata; Actinopteri; Osteoglossiformes; Mormyridae. Bases 177 to 920 code for a protein of 247 amino acids. The record is from RefSeq and is a predicted model, not a curated record. The transcript is spliced from 5 exons.